This is a messenger RNA of Guillardia theta CCMP2712, 825 nucleotides long. RefSeq lists its product as hypothetical. The transcript has 7 exons. Lineage: Eukaryota; Cryptophyceae; Pyrenomonadales; Geminigeraceae. The record is from RefSeq and is a predicted model, not a curated record. Bases 1 to 825 code for a protein of 274 amino acids.
AUGAACCUUCGAGCCUUCUUCGGGGUGACGUGCGGAGUGCUGUUGCUGAUUGUCGUCGUCGUCUACAUUGAUGGUGCUCAGUACUCCGCGGUUGACGUCACGACUUUGAUGCAGCUGAUGAACUCUACUGGUUUGCUGAGCCCCAAUCCAAAGAGCGCAGCUAAGAACAAGCUGUCUGCUCUAGAUCUGAAGAGAAUCAAUGUCAAUGGACCCGCAAUGAGAAUCAUCAAAGCAACUCCUCUGAACCAUCAUUUUGUUUCGAUGACAAUGCUCCAAAGAGAGUUAGAAAGGUUGCAUGUAAGGAGAAAGGUAAUAAGGGAGGCUAUGUCUGCUGUUCGGCUUGGAAUCAUAGAUCCAGAGUCCGUUCUACAAACAGCCAAGGAGGCGUAUGACAGAGCCGACGUCGAUGGCGCAGAUACUACACCCAUUCAGAUCAACAUCAAUGUGAAUCCUAAUGAUGAGAAACAUGGGGCAAAAGCCGAAUAUGGAGCCAAUCGAGGCAGCGAAGCUGACUCGGUCGAAGUGUGGCAGCCAUUCCCGGGCAAAGAUCCGUCAAAACACGCCAUCGUUUGGCGAAAGGUUUUGCGAAAGAAACUGCCCGUCCUACGACCUCUAGCUGAAGCAAUGGAGAAUGUAACAAGCUCUAAGACCGCGUAUAAUGCAAGCACGGGGAACUAUUCCUUUCCUGUUCCGGAAGGGGCUAUUGUGCUACCUACUGCCGGCCAUGCGCCAAACAAGAACGAGUCGUCGGUGAUAGAGUCUGCAGAAGACAAGGAGCUUCCAGAAAGCGACUCCAGCUAUGUUGACAUUGAAAUCAGGCAUUAG